AUGAACGGCCAGUCGUCUAGGCGUGGGCUCAAGACGAGCUACCGCGCCUCACCCACUUCGAUCCGUCCGAUCUACACUGGCGGUCCUGUGCUCCUCACCCGUGAUGGCGAGUGGCUGAUCACCACAAUGGCCGAGGAGGUGCUCGUCACCGAGGUCCGCACCGGCCGCGGCGUUGCUCGUGUCAAGGGCGACACCACGGCCAUCACUGCUCUUGCGCUGUCAUACCACACCUCCCCUCCCACCCUCGUGACCUGCCACCAGUCCAACACGGUGCGGUACUACCCCCUUCCCGAGUCUGUGGCGACCACGCCCAAGCCACCUCUCCUCACCUACACCCGCGUCCUCGCUCGCGCGUCUGGUGCCCCGAUCCUCCUCGCCGCCGUCUCGCCCGACUCGACUCUGCUCGCCACGGGAUCGUCCGACGGUAUCGUCAAGGUCUGGGACCUGGCCGGCGGAUACGUGACCCACAUGUUCCGCGGCCACGGCGGUCCCGUGUCGGCGCUGCACUUUUCGUUCCCCACCUCGACGGGCGAGGACCGCCAGCGCAUGGAGCUGUGGACGGGCUCGACGGACGCAAAGGUCCGCGUGUUCGACCUGCGCGAUGCUGGCGCCCGUGUCGUUGUCGGUGGUGGUGGUGGCGGCGGUGCCAAGCCCAAGGCCGUGCUCGAGGGCCAUGUGAGCGUCGUCCGCGGCAUUGCUGUCAGCGACGACGGACGCUGGGCGGUCACUGGUGGUCGUGACAAGGUUGUGCUGGUGUGGGACCUUGGUGCGCCUGACGAUGGCAAGAAGAAGGGCAAGGGUGCGGCGCCCAAGAUUGUCCAGACUAUCCUUGCCAACGAGCAGGUCGAAGCGUGUGGCCUGUUGCCCGUCGACCAGGCUGUGGUGGGAUCGAGCGAGGGCCGGUUGUUGUGUUACACUGCCGGCGACGCCGGUACCGUGCGUGUGUGGGACGUGCUCAAGGCCACCGAGGUGGCGACCAUGAAGGGCGUGGAGGGCGUUGACGAGGCCGAUGACGAGGACGACGAGCAGCGUGGCGUCAUUAAUGUCAUGUACGACUCGACAACAGCUUCGCUCGUGAGCGUGCACGCCGAUCAGAACAUCAUCUUCAACUCGCUGUCUACCCUGUCGACAACACGGCAAGUGGUCGGUUUCAACGACGACAUUGUCGACGCCGUCUUCCUUGCUGCCACGGGCGGCGAGACCCCAACCCACGUCGCAUUGGCAUCCAACUCGUCCCUCGUGCGCGUGUACAACACCUCGGCAUUCGACGCUCGUCUCCUGUCGGGCCAUCGCGACAUGGUCCUGUGUCUCGACCGCUCGCCUGACGGUCGCUGGCUCGUCACCGGUUCCAAGGACCGGACGGCGCGCGUGUGGGCUCCCGGAGGUCCCAGUGGAUGGCGCUGUGUGGCUAUUUGCGAGGGUCACGCCGAGGCCGUGGGCGCCGUUGUCUUCUCCAAGAAGAUGGAGUCUGGAGCGGGCCGUUUCCUCAUCACUGCCUCGCAGGACAGGACGGUCAAGAUGUGGGACCUGACGAACGUGGACGAGGACGCCGAGCAGCCCAUCAAGGCCCGUUCGCUUGCCACCCUCCCCAUUGCCGACAAGGACAUCAACUCGCUCGACCUGGCGCCCAACGACCGUUUCCUCGUCUCGGGAUCGCAGGACAAGCUUGUCAAGGUGUUUGAGGUCGACUUUGUGGCCGACAAUGCCGUCCAGGGCGCGAUCCGUCAUGUGGGCACCUGCAAGGGCCACCGCCGCGGUGUGUGGGCCGUCAAGUUUAGCCGCAACGACCGUAUUGUCGCUUCUGGUGCUGCUGACCGCACCAUCAAGCUGUGGAGCCUGGACGAUUUCAGCUGUCUCAAGACGUUUGAGGGCCACACCAACUCGGUCCUCCGUGUCGACUUUAUGUCGCAGGGCAAGCAGCUUGUCUCGUCUGCCUCGGACGGCCUGGUCAAGCUCUGGAACAUCAAGGACGAGGCGUGCGUCGCCACCUUGGACAACCACGAGGACAAGGUGUGGGCGCUCGCCGUCUCGCCCGACGAGGAGACGAUCGUGUCUGCCGGCGCCGACUCGGUCGCGACGUUCUGGGAGGAUUCGACUGCCGCCGAGCAGGCCGAGAAGAACGAGGCUCUUGUCGCUGCCGUCCAGUCCGAGCAGGACUUUGCCAACUUUGUCGCGGUCAAGGACUACCGCCGCGCCAUCCAGCUCGCGCUCGCCAUGUCCCAGCCGGGCCGCCUGCUGUUCCUCUUCCGCACCGUCAUCUCCGAGGUCGUCGAGGACGCCGACGCGCACGAGACGGCCACCACGGCGUCGCUGUCGCCCGAGAUCGACGAGGUCAUCCGCACCCUGUCCCCGCUCGACCUGGUACGUUUGCUCAAGCACGUCCGCGACUGGAACGCCAACGCGCGCACCGCGCCCGUCGCCCAGUCGGUGCUGCACGCCGUCUUCCGCCUCCGCGCCCCCGAGGACAUUAUGGCCGCGUUCGAGUCGGCCGCCAAGCCCCCCGUGGCCGACGACGACGAGAGCGCCAACUCGGACGACGAGGAGGAUGACGAAGCCGCUGCCCAGGCGCGUAAGCGCGCCGCCAAGGCUACCGCGCCUACCAUCUCCAUGCGCGAGCUCCUGGACGGCCUGAUCCCCUACUCGGAACGUCACAUGGCGCGCGUCGACCGUCUCGUCCAGGAGAGCUACAUGCUCGACUACACCAUUGCCGAGAUGGACGGCGGCAUGUUCGGUACCGAGGUCAUGGACGUUGAGUAG
Molecule: messenger RNA, 2757 nt
Organism: Apiotrichum porosum
Lineage: Eukaryota; Fungi; Basidiomycota; Tremellomycetes; Trichosporonales; Trichosporonaceae
Gene: UTP13
Product: U3 small nucleolar RNA-associated protein 13
Exons: 4
Coding region: 1-2757 (918 amino acids)
Biological process (GO): endonucleolytic cleavage to generate mature 5'-end of SSU-rRNA from (SSU-rRNA, 5.8S rRNA, LSU-rRNA); endonucleolytic cleavage in 5'-ETS of tricistronic rRNA transcript (SSU-rRNA, 5.8S rRNA, LSU-rRNA)
Cellular component (GO): small-subunit processome; nucleolus; 90S preribosome
Molecular function (GO): protein binding; U3 snoRNA binding
Source: RefSeq, a predicted model, not a curated record